Molecule: messenger RNA, 2599 nt
Organism: Exophiala dermatitidis NIH/UT8656
Lineage: Eukaryota; Fungi; Ascomycota; Eurotiomycetes; Chaetothyriales; Herpotrichiellaceae
Exons: 4
Coding region: 328-2265 (645 amino acids)
Biological process (GO): Golgi organization; endoplasmic reticulum to Golgi vesicle-mediated transport
Cellular component (GO): Golgi apparatus
Molecular function (GO): small GTPase binding
Source: RefSeq, a predicted model, not a curated record
CUGCCACUGGCAGUGGUACAACUAACCACUCGAAUCCAUGUACCUGUUUGACAUGUAUACAACAACUGUCCACUUGUGUCGGAGUUCUUCACAGCGCAAUCCAUUUGGACACUGACACGCGGCGUUUCGCCGCUGAAACUCGAGCAACUGGCACUGCAGUGGUGCCCUUUGUCGCUCGGUGUCCCAACUGGACUCAAUGCCGCCUGCUACGACUUUACCCUUCUAGACCAGUACUUCUUUCUACCUGUACAUACAUCGCCCGACUACUGGCACGACGGUGUUUAAUUAGUAGUUCGAGUUCCUCAGUCGCCUCGCCACGGCCGAACCAUGUCGUCAACAAAUGCGGGUUCAAUGCCCCCUGGAGACCAGAAAUCCAAGAAAAAGAAAAAGUCCAAGAAGAAAGGAGGCAACACCGCGCCGUCACAGUCUGCAGCGGUAGACGUCUUCACAAUUCCCGUCGAGGCUGAGCCUGAGCCGGAGGCCGACGCUGAGAAUGCCGAUGUCGACGAACUGCAGGAAAAGGCAGAUGCAGUGGAUACUGAAGAGGGUCACGAUGCGCAACAUGGGAAUGAAACAACGUCCGUCGGGGUGGACGAUGGAGGAGAACCAGGAGCGGCGGAGGAUGCAGAUGCAAAUGCAGAUGAAAAGGCAGAUGAAGAACCAGAACCAGAACCAGAACCAGAACCCAACCCAGAUACAAAAGAAGAGACGCAACGGCCAAGGCAAGGAAAAGAUACAAAUCCGACAAUCGCUGAACCUGAAACCAGAGACACGACGAGCUCCUCCGCAAACCUGACCAAUGGAGUUGCCAAUGCUACAAGGAAUACCCAUGAAAAUGACGAUGACACAUCCGCCCGGUUUGACGCGCUGGUCAAAGACCGAGACGUCCUCCGUGCCGAAGUCAGUCAGUUGCGGCAGUCGCUUGAGCAAUUGCGGUCCAAGCAUGCCGCUGAGAUUGAGACGAUCCAGACCGAGCUGGCCGAGACGCAAGCCGAGAAAGAAAGCGCCGAAGAACAAUACCAGUCACUCCUGGGCAAAGUCAACACUAUCCGCUCCCAGCUUGGAGAGCGGUUGAAAGCCGAUGCUGAAGACCUAGCACAAGCCCGAACCCAAAUCGAGGAACUCGAAGAGCAGAAAUCAGAACUACAAGAGCGGUACACGGCGAGAUCGGCCGAGGUCGAGGAACUGACGGCGCGCAAUCAAGAGCUCUCGACCAAAGUGGCGGAACAAUCCAAGGAACUAUCGAGUCUUCGCAACCGGAUGACGCUCGCGCAGCAAAACUGGCUGAAAGAAAAAGAGGAGCUGGUCGAGCAGGAGGCUUAUAUGCGCGAGGAGUUCGAAAAUGCCAAACAGGCCAUGCACGACUGGGAAGUGCUGGCCAUGGAGGAACGCACUGUUCGCCGCGACCUGACUGAUCGCAACGCCGAUCUCGAGGAGCAGGUCUCCACGCUGAAAGAGGCGUACGAAAAGGCCGUGGGCGAGCGCGACAUCAAUGCGGCCACCGUCGACGGCCUGCAGAAGGCUUUGCAUGAGAUUCAAACUGUUCGAAAACAGGAGCUCAAGGAACUCGUCGAAGCGAGCCAGAAGGAGCAGGAUGACUUACGUGCUCAACUUCAGGAACUCCAAACUAAACAUGAUGCUACUUUGGUUGAGUUGGAGCAGACCAAGAAAGAGCUGGAGAGGGCCCUUCCGUUUGAAAAGGAAGUCAAGGAAAAGAACUUGCUCAUCGGCAAGUUAAGGCACGAGGCUGUCACUCUCAAUGAUCAUCUGACCAAGGCGCUGAGGUUCCUCAAAAAGGGCAAGCCGGAGGAUAAUGUGGACAGACAAAUCGUCACAAACCAUUUCCUCCAAUUCCUGGCCCUCGAUCGCGCCGACCCCAAGAAAUUCCAGGUCCUGCAGCUCAUCGCCGCACUGCUGGGAUGGACCGAAGAACAACGCGAACAAGCGGGUCUCGCACGGCCUGGCGCCCACAGCUCCACAGGCGGAUCGACAUCGAACUUGGGCUCCCUCCGCCUGCCUGGGUCACCACUCGUCCACCGCACCCCCAGCACGCCGGCAUUGCAUCAUGAAUACUUUGGUCCUGAUACCAUGUCUACUCCGGGCGCGAGCAGCAAAGAGUCCCUGGCAGAGCUGUGGCAGCAUUUCUUGGAACAGGAGGCCGGAGCGAAUGCCGCUCGGGCAGGGACAGGAACAGGAGCUGGCACGAGCAAAUCAAGGCAAGGUAGUUAUAGCAGCACAACUUUGCCGCCACCCACGCCGAAAUGAAACACUACAUCUAUCGUCGCUGCAACACGGGACGCGCAGAUACCACCCACAGCUUAGCGAAACAUAAGGCAUUUUCAAAAGGACUACCUUCUGCAUGUGGCCACACGCAUUACCCUGCUCCUCGUGUUCACAAUCUGGUUCGAAGACUUUGGGGCGAUGAACCGGGGUUUGGACGACUUCGCUGGCAAAAGCAUACACGGAAUGUAAUAGUAUCUGCCUCGGAUACGGUAGAUGUAGGGCUUUUGUGAAAGGGAGAAGUACCACGGGAUAUACAAUAGCGACUCACAUGGCACUCCACGACUGAUAUAGUGUAUCACAAUUUCCAACAACCUGA